Messenger RNA from Wyeomyia smithii (pitcher-plant mosquito), 4199 nucleotides. RefSeq lists its product as uncharacterized. The transcript is spliced from 6 exons. The record is from RefSeq and is a predicted model, not a curated record. The coding region runs from base 1378 to 4182 and encodes 934 amino acids. NCBI's taxonomy places the organism in Eukaryota, Metazoa, Arthropoda, Insecta, Diptera, Culicidae.
GGGAACAGACUCCAAUCAAACUAGCCGUUUCGGUCGGUAAGGUGGGUGGAGGGGAUUGAGAUUCCCAAGCAAUCCUUACUUGGAGUAAAAAAGAAGAAAACGAACGAACCGCAACUGGACAAGCGACGUGAAGUUCCUAACAGACCGAACCAAUCAACAGGGGUAGCUUCUCAUAUUCGCCAAAAUGAUCUCAACUGAUUUGUGGGUUUACAUUAUCGGUAACAUCGGUACAUAGUGCACUUGUUUAUUUUUAGCUAAUUUACACGCUUCUUUAUCUUCGGCCUUUGCCGACCUCUCCUCGAAUCUACCUACUGUCUCAUCUCUCACUUCUUUCCCCCUCUCUAUCUACUGACCUAUCGUGUGCGGUUUUAGUUCUAUCGAUUUCUAAUCGGGCCUCUUCGUUCGAACGGGUUAUUUCAUUAUAUCAUCUUUUAUGACACUUUACAUGCGCAUGUUAUGAAAAAGGUUUGAGUACUCACUGACCGUAGACCUUUGUAGUGCUCGGGAGCAUACCUCGAUGACUGACGACGGUGCGACGAAACAAUGGCGGCGGUGCGACGAAACGAUGGCGUCGCUGGUGGUUGCGAUGACGCCGACGAGGGACGUGGUAAAUUUCGUUCCUGUCGAUAUGUUGAAAACGCUUGAAGAAUCGACGGGGUUCGGACUGAACCGUGGAUGACCGUUAGCCAAUUCUAAGCCGUGGCGGGCAAAGCGAUCCUGGUUUCGCUGGAAGUGGUUGACAAAGCAGCACGUUCCACGUGCAUCGAUAGAACCGUUUCCUAUGGUUCACUUAGCGGUGGUGGGAAUUGUUCGCUUAUAGACGAAAAAGCCGUUUGAACGGCUGUUCAAACGCGUUAGGGCGCGGUGUACGAAAUUAUUUUUCAAUCAGUUUUACCUUUUAUUUUCAGGCCUUUCACGCACACGAUACCGCACAAACUAUUUAAGUACUUAUUUCUGUUUCCUAUCUACGGGGGGAAAAACAUCACUGUUACUGGCUAGACUGUAAGAAACUUCACUCACUUUACCUAAUUAUUUUAUAUCACUCGACAACGCGCGGAUCCAACACUCCACUUACAUUCGCGAACCAGGUUAAAUAAAGCUGGACGCUGCGAAAAUCCCUCAGUUAAAUAGUGAGCUAUCUUUGGGAAAUUUGAACCGGAAGUUCUCCCAAAAACCAAUUCGUUGUUAAUCCGGACUGGCAUCUCUUUUUCGUUCAAGCCGUUUAAAUUAAGCCAUCUCAGAUUCUGCCGACUACUAAAAAUUCCCCUACUAAGAGAGAUCUUGCCCGACGGAGAGAAUACCGUGGAAAGACGGAAUAAAGAUUAACCGAGUAUCCUCUGGUUAAGUGUUCACGCAGCAGGGACUUUCAUAGAAGCUAUGCGAACCGCAGCAGAGAGCCGCAUAAGCUUUGUACGUUCGUUCGAAAAGCUAUCAACUGACAAUCUGCUUGACCAGACCGUUCAAUAUCAAAAUGAAUCAGUUUCAUCGCACGAGCUUAACGGGAUUGAAAAUUAUAAUCUCUUACAAAACCAGAAUCAUAGAUCAUCGAGUUCUCAGUCCGGCCACCAUUCUGGGAAAAAUGUUCGACAAAAUAAUGACCAAAACCUGGUGUUGGUGCAAAAUGAUUGUGGAUCCAGUUCUAAUAUUUUCUUAUCAAGUAAGGAAUCAUUGAGCUCCGUAUCUGUUUUUCUGGCAACGAAAACUAAUUCUUCCGCUGAACAGGAGACUGCUUCUUUAAAGAACUUAAGUGAUUUUUGUGAUGUGAAUUCAUUAGUUGAACAUACAUUUAGCACUGAAAAUGGCUUCGAAGAUAAUAAUGAUUCCUCGCAAGUCGAUAAUGGUGUGAAGCUCUCUACCCGUUUGGUGGAUGUAGCGAUUAGCAUUGGAGAAAAAAAUAACUGCUGUGAAGAGCCGCUAUCAGCAUUUGCAGCUCUCAGAGAAGCACAGGAGGAUGUUACUCCAUUGGAUAGUCUAGAUGAUAAUUCUUCUCAUGAAACGAAUAGUAUAGAAGAAGCUUUACGAGCUUUAGAUCACGCUAUAAAUGGAGAACAUGAGAGUACCACAAGUGAAGACGAGCGUAAUUUUGUUGAUUAUUUGGGCACUGUUCAUGAAGAGAGAAUCGAUGGCGUCCGCAAUGAAUUCUGUAUCGAAAAAAAUUCAUCUUCAGAUAGCGGCAUGGAAGAGGCCGAAAUCAGUGAAAAAAAUGUUUUUAUUGAUGUUUCGCAGCAGGCAAUACGAGAGGUAGCAACCAAAUUGGUAGACGAAAUAUUAUUACUUUGUCAAAACCGAGUUGAAAAAAUACGGAAAUACGAUUCACAUGAUGUGUUUGAAAGGAAUAAUCAGGAUGAUGAUUUUGAUGAUUUUAAUAAAACCAUUUUAUUUGAAUGUAGCACACCUUUUGUCUCGAAAAACGCUAAUUUUGGUUAUAAAAAUUCCUUCACGAGGCAUGCUCUUUUCAAUAUCAAUCAAAAUGAUACCUACGUACAAGAUCACUCAUGGCAAGAAUUGAAACAUGAAAGAAGAAAAGCAGCCAAUGAUUGUAUGUCUUCGAAUAUUUCAAACCAAACCGGCGAUUAUUCUAUAAACGAGAAUGACGAUGAUCUUGAGCAAAUAUACCCGUUAAACGAAACAGUUGAGAUUGCAGCAAACAAUGCCGAAAACAACUUAGGUAAUCCAGCUGAAACGUUCAUCAAAGAUGACUCAGACAAUUUACCUGUAAUAACCAUAGACAAUAGCAUGAACAAUGAUGCUUUAUCAGAUAAACCAACAGCUACUCCAAUGAAUACACCAAUUGAACAAGGAUACCCAACGACAAUAGAUUGGGACGAAUGGCUUUCGACUAGCACCUCUUCUUCGACUAUAUGUCGAAAUUCACAGAUUCGCGAAAAAGAAAAUUACUUCUCAAGUCAAACAAUCGAUAACGGCUGGUUUUUGCACGCAGAAUCAGAGUACGAUAAAGCCAACGAGAAUACAUUUGAAAUAGAAGAAAAUAAUGAAUCACUUGAUUCUACGUAUGAUUUACUUCGAAGGCAAUUAACAGAAAUGCUAUCACAUGCACAGAGUGCCAAAGAACCUGCUGACCGUCACGAAGAAAAUGAUUCACAUCCAGAUCACUACGGCAUACAAUAUGGCGAUUUAGACGAAGCCUCUAACGCACCAUCAGCAUCGAGUGCUAUGGAUAACGAAUUAAUAAUUAAUUAUAAGCGUACUCUUUCCCCAAUAAUAGAAGAAAGUGAAGAUGAAUCAUUCUAUAACAAGGCUUCAUUUUAUAAAGAAUCAUCGAAUUUCGUCGAAAGCACCAGCACUGGAUGCAUGGGAUCUACAACAGCGAUGGGAAUCAAUAGAACACUCAUGGCGUCGAAUGAUACUUUAUUCAACUUUGAGGAAAUGUUGGACGAGAUAUUAUCGCCCCGAAUUUCCUCACAAUCGCAUACGCCAAUUAAUCGGGAAAAAGAAAUUCCCGAUUAUUUUUUAAGGUCACCUCGCCAUGAAUCGACAAGCGAGUUGAGUAAAAAAGUGGAUACACUAAAGCUUUCUUCUGAUUUUGCAAUCAUUGUGCAGCAAACACAAGAUUCGUCGUUAAGCUCACCCGGAGAUCAAGCACAAAUAGAUAAUUCACAAAGCUCCUCAAUCGUUAUGGAAGAGAAAACUUGUGUAUAUAUUGGAAAACCUGCCGAAGACAAUGAACGAAUUUCAGAAAUUUCUGAACCUAUAUUAGUCUCGUCCACUUCUUGUCCUUACAAUCACGGUGAAAAUAGUCUUUUAGAUGCAGAGAUCCCAUCCAUCGUCGAAGAUUCAUUCAAUAAAAUUGUGGAGAGAGAGAAACCAUUAGAUAAUGAGCAGUGUUUUCACGGUUUAGAUUUUCGUUAUACCGCAGAGCCUGAGGUAAACGUAGAACCUCCCGAACGAGAUGAGAAUUGUGACCCUGCUACUAGUAACAGCAGUCCUGUACAAGAAACAGUAUAUUUACAGAACAAACUGAAUCUGGAAAAUACUUACAACAACUGUACCCAAGAUACACAAGCAGCAAUCGAGUCCAUUGAUAGAUUCUUGCUUAAAACCAAGAAUAUGAGUUUGCUAGACGAGAAAAGUACAAAUUCUGUGGGUAAUGAUCAAUUAAGUAUUUGUAAAGUAUCUAGUAUAUCUGAUGGUAAAAAUGUUAGUAUAAAUCAUGAUAAAUAAAAUUGAGUUACAAAAAA